AUGCAUCCCAUAUUCACGCCUUCCAAGUGGACGACUAACGCUAGUAAUAUUGAACAGCAAGAGAAGCAAGAAGAUGGAGACUCAGAGUCGGCCGGGGCUCUCGCAAAUGCGGGCAGGGAUCAGAUGCCGCCGGAGCUGGAGCAUUUCGAGCGAAUUCCCUUCCCAGAUGCUGUGGAGCAGCAGUUUGAGGAGACGCUGUGUCAUCUGCAGAUGAAACCCUCCACCAUCCGAAGUUUAGAGGAGGCAGAAGCUCUGGUCCAGAGUGUAGAGAGACGCUACACCCAGCGAAUGGUUCAACUCAUGCAGUCCUAUGGUCUCAACCCUCCCAAGGGGUCUUCUCGUACUGGAGUGAUGGAGACUAUAUCGGAAGAAGCUCCGAAAGGACUGAACCAGUUCCACCAUCGUAGCUCAGUAGCUAACGUUAGUUUUGUGAAUGAGGAAACAGGCGAAAAGGGCUCCUUCCAGCGCCUCGUUUGGAAGGGAAUGAAUUCUUUUCCAAAUGCCACUGAGGCAACAUGA
Hydatigera taeniaeformis is the source of this 519-nucleotide messenger RNA. Lineage: Eukaryota; Metazoa; Platyhelminthes; Cestoda; Cyclophyllidea; Taeniidae. The record is from the annotation of a GenBank genome assembly.